Messenger RNA from Fusarium keratoplasticum, 1617 nucleotides. Its product is annotated as Peptidase-M14 domain-containing protein. Lineage: Eukaryota; Fungi; Ascomycota; Sordariomycetes; Hypocreales; Nectriaceae. The coding region runs from base 1 to 1617 and encodes 538 amino acids. Gene Ontology annotation, molecular function: metallocarboxypeptidase activity; zinc ion binding. Gene Ontology annotation, biological process: proteolysis. The transcript is spliced from 2 exons. The record is from RefSeq and is a predicted model, not a curated record.
AUGACGAUUCGAGCCACUCUCACCGCUGGCCUGUUCUUUGUAGGCUUGGCCACAGCAGCGCACCGCUACGCAGACAACCAGGUCGCUCUCGUCAGAGACACUGAUGAGGCCGCCAAGCACUUCCCAGAUGUCGAGGGUGUUGAACUUUACUCUCCGCCUUUCACGGACCCCAAGAGUGUUCCAGCAGGAUUUGAAAACGGCACAAGUGGCCCAACCGACGAUGCCACAUUAGACUACUUUCUCCAAACUCUUGCUGCCCGCAAUGACUGGAUGACAUACACAAACCCAUCUUUCAAGUCCGAAGAUGGCCGUUCCAUCCCAUAUGUCUUCCUAUCUACCUCGACGCAACCCAAGACAAACGCCUCUGCGCCCGAGAAGCUCCGCGUCUAUCUUCAAGGCGGUGUCCAUGGAAAUGAACCAGGCGGUGACCAACUCCUCCUUGCCUUGAUCGGAAAGUUUGAUGCCAACUCUACUUGGGCCGAGUCCAUCCUGGAGAAGAUGGACAUUAUGAUUCUUCCUCGUUACAACCCCGAUGGUGUGGCUUACUUCCAACGCUUCCUUGCAACCGGCUUCGACCCCAACAGAGACCACAUCAAGCAAGCGAGUUCACAAACUCGAGAAGUCAAGAAGUUGAUUUCGGAGUUUAACCCUCACAUUGGUGUUGAUUCUCACGAGUAUAGCGCCAACCGCGCAUAUGGCACCAAGGAUCAGUGGGUUCAGGCUGUGGAUGGUCAGAUCUCGGCCAUGAAGAACUUGAACAUUCACAAGGAUAUCCGAGAGUUGGCUGAGGAGACCUUUGUGCCUCAGGUUGCUGCUGCGAUGGAAGCUCACGACUUGCGGUGGAGCCCUUACAUCACAGGUGUUCUGAAGGAGGAACCUCUGGUUUUUACUGAGCUCAACACUGAGGCCCGAGCUGGGGAUGUUUCUCUUGCCCUGAGCCAAGCCCUUGUCUUCCUCACUGAGACUAGGGGUAUCAUGCUUGGCGGCCAGCACUUCCAGCGACGAGUCGCAGCUGGGUUGAUCAUGGUUGAGGCUCUCAUCCAGACGGCUGCGGAUAAUGCGGAAGAGGUGUACAAGGUCGUUGAAGGCGCACGUGAGAAGUUUGCAGAGAGCAAUGAGGAUAUCGUCAUCAGCGAUGCCCCUCAACCUACCAACAGGACUUGGCAGUUCAUUGAGCUCGAGUCUGGAAAGCUUGUGGAACUUCCAGUUCAGUUCCUCAGCACCACUCCAGUUCUAGCCAACCUCACCCGUAGCCGACCAGAGGCCUACGUGUUCCCCAGGGCGUGGAAGGAUGCCGCGGAAAGACUUCAAAUUGCUGGAGUCAAGGUUGAUACCCUCAAGGCAGAUUUUGUCGGCGAGGUCGAGGCGCUGAACAUCACGAGCGCUUCAGUGGGAAAGACACUCUAUCAAGGUACUGCUUUGACGACCGUCACGACAGAAACGAUCCGAAAGGAAAUCAGAAUGCCUGCAGGAAGCUUCUGGGUCAGCACAAGACAAAAGAACGCAGCACACGCUCUGGUGACGCUGGAACCCGAGGGCAUCGACUCGUAUGCCACAUUCAAUAUUCUCCCCGUCAACGAGGGAGACGAGUACCCUGUAUAUAGAGUGAUGGCGUAG